This is a messenger RNA of Ananas comosus (pineapple), 3121 nucleotides long. Its product is annotated as transcription factor LHW-like. The transcript has 10 exons. Gene Ontology annotation, molecular function: protein dimerization activity; DNA-binding transcription factor activity. The record is from RefSeq and is a predicted model, not a curated record. Gene Ontology annotation, biological process: regulation of DNA-templated transcription. Lineage: Eukaryota; Viridiplantae; Streptophyta; Magnoliopsida; Poales; Bromeliaceae. The coding region runs from base 181 to 2712 and encodes 843 amino acids.
CGGGCGCGGAUCGUGCCGCGGGAGCUAGGGAGGCGGCGGCGGCAGAGAUCGCCGGAGAACGGCGGCGCCGACGUGUCUGGAUUUCCUUUUCCUCUCUCUAGGUUUCUCUCCUUGCUUCCUCUGAGCUCUCCUCAAGUGUCUCCCUUCGCGAAUUAGGGUUUCGAUAGCGCCGCGGUUCGUAUGAGCGGUUUUGAGAUGUUCUCUCUGAGAGAAGUGCUUCGGCGCCUCUGUGCUGAGAUCGGGUGGUCGUAUGCAGUUUUUUGGAGGGCGAUUGGGCCCUCUCACCGCAUGCUUUUGGUUUGGGAGGAUGGGUGCUGUGGACAUACAUCAGGCAUUUUGGGGUCUGAAGCUUCUGAUUUACUACUUGAGGAGCAUGGAUUGGUUCAGAAGUUGCACAACCAACAAGCUGCUAAAUAUGGAAGUCAAACAGAGGAAAGUGUAAAUGCGCUGGUAAGGAAGACGAUGAUGACGCAGGUUCAUGUUAUAGGAGAUGGGAUAGUAGGGGAAGCUGCUUUUACUGGAAAUCAUCGUUGGAUUGUUCGAGAUUCUUUAAAGGAUUAUGGAUCUCUAUCAAAGGAUGCUGAUGAGAUGAAUCAGCAGUUUGCAGCUGGCAUUCAGACGAUCGUUAUCAUUCCCAUACUACCACGUGGUGUUUUGCAACUUGGCUCCACUCAGAUGCUUAUGGAAAAUGUUGGUUUUUUAAUACACACGAAGAAUUUACUUUCACAAUUAAAUAAUCGAUCAGGGUCUUCAUUUUCAAGACUAAGUUUAGAUACCAAUCCCUCCUUUGUUGAGCCUAUCCUUCACUGCAGUAGACAGCUGGAAGGUGAAACAGUUGGAGCACGUGUAUACACGAAGGCCAAUCUGAGUCUUGGCAAGCAGGGAGUGACUAAUGAUAAUGGAUCUAAAAUUCAGACUCAGCCUUCAGUAAUGGACUCAGAUUUUACUUCUCGCUUAACAUCACUCGAAGAGCAGCUCUUAUUCAUGUCUCAUGAUGGAUUAUUAGAACCUGGAAAUAAUGCAGGAUCAGCAGUACAGGGCACUGGAGCUGUUCGGUUAAUAUUGAAUGGACGUGAUAACCCUAAUUUGCUUGAAGAUUCCAACAUUGUCUCACCACAUUUGCAAAACAAGUUACUGAAUACUGUAGACAGUCUUGGAAAGUUUGGAUCACUUCUACAUGGCAGUAAUGAAAUCACCAGGGUCUUAUGUGCUAAUUCAUCUGGCACAGGGACAAGUCAAAUGAUAGACCAAAGAUACAAUAAUGCAGAGAGUUCACAGCAAAAUCAGCCUUCUUCGCCCUACAGAGUUACUCAAGCUGUUCCGAUUGAGGGGAAUGAGGGGAGACAUGAAAAUGAUUUGGUUGAGGCUGCAGGACUAAGGCGUUCAAUUCAAAAUGAUCGACAAACCCGUUCUAUUGCAAAUUCUAUUGCAAAUGAAUCAAACAAGAUUUAUGCUACUGAAAAUGGGAAUGGCGUGAAGGAUGAGAAUGACUGCAAGCUUUCACAUAUAAGAACAGAGAAAACUUCACUUUUGCCUCUUGAUCGUUCCAUGGAAAGUGAUCUGUUUGAUAUGUUGGGUCCCAAGUUUCGUCAGUUUCAUGAUGGUUCGGAUAAUAGCUUGGGUAUAAAUGCAUUUAUCCACUCGAUUAAGUCUGACGCUUCUCCUGCAUUUGAUUCAGCAAAUGAUGAUUUCUCUCAAUCAGGAAUUUUUUCUGUAGCUGACACUGACCAACUAUUGGAUGCAAUAGUCUCAAGCAUCAAUCCAACUGCAAAACAGAAUUCAGACGACAGUAUAUCCUGUAAAACUUCACAGACAGAUAUUCAUAAUUCUGCUUGUUACGGUGGAUAUGCGCCUUCAUCAGAGGUGAAACAAGAUGAGUUAUCCUACCUUCCGCCUGUGCCUAUCAAGAAUGAGACAGCAAUAUCAAGUUAUGUUAAACCACAAUGCUCUCAUCCUCAGAGUACUGGAGUUCACAAAUCUCAGAUCCAUCUUUGGCUUGAAAGUGGCCAGAACAUGAAAUGUGAUAGUAUGCCGGCUUCAAAUAGUAAAAAACUGGACAUAACUGGUAAGGCAAAUAGGAAGAGAUCUAGACCAGGAGAAAGUCCGAGGCCACGGCCAAAAGAUCGCCAAAUGAUACAAGACCGUAUUAAGGAAUUGAGGGAAAUAGUACCAAAUGGUGCGAAGUGUAGCAUUGAUGCCUUACUGGAGAAGACCAUUAAACACAUGCUUUUCUUGCAAAGUGUGACAAAGUAUGCUGAUAAACUCAAGGAAAAGGGGGAGUGUAAGAUAGUUGAUAAGGAUGGUGGUCUGCUCUUGAAAGACUGUUAUGAAGGUGGUGCAACUUGGGCAUUUGAUGUUGGUUCUCAAUCUAUGAUCUGCCCGAUAAUAGUGGAGGAUCUCAACCAACCUCGCCAGAUGCUCGUGGAGAUGCUUUGUGAGGAGCGAGGUUUCUUUCUGGAAAUAGCUGACUUCGUCAAGGGUCUCGGAUUGACCAUCUUGAAGGGGGUGAUGGAAGCACGUAAGAGUAAAGUCUGGGCUCGAUUUGUUGUGGAGGCAAAUAGGGACGUUACAAGAAUGGAGAUAUUUCUAUCACUUGUUCGCCUGUUGGAACAAACAGCCGGAGGCGGUAUAAUACCAAUGAACGUCAAUAAUGUCGACGCGACUCACACAUUGUUGUGCCAACCUAGUAGUAUUCCCGCAACCGGCUUGUGAGAUUGCCAUCAAUGAGGAGAUCGGCGCUUUAUUCAGCCACUUUAGAGAUGCUAAGAGUGGGAUCGACUUCGCCCUGCCAUGACUAGUGUUUCAGUGGCCAUUAAGGUUUCCCAUUUUGCGGCUUUUUGCACUCUUCUGACUAAUUCUGGGAGCCCUACUUGCUUGAACAUUCGAAUGCUCGGGUUGGCACGAGAGCUUCGUUUUGUAACAUUUCUCGUUGUAAUCUUUAUGUCACUCCUUUUCCAUGUACUAUUUAUUGUUGGAUAAUAGUAGAUUAAUUUUGUUGUAUUUUUACUUUUUUUUUAUCUUUCUUGUAUGGUGGGGCUAAUGUUUCUGGCUAAUGUGUAGAACUAUCAUUUCAAUGCUAAUUUAAGCCUAAACCGCUGAUCUGAUCUGAUCAGUCCCUCGA